CUCCUCGUCGAUUAAUCGAUUUUUCAUUCUGUCAUUCCGGGAUGUUGGCGAACGGAGGAAAAACAUAAUUAUCGGCAUUUUUUCUACAAUUUCUGUGUCCCCUCAAUGUGUAGUGUAGAGUGUAUCGUGUGUACAUUUCGCCAAGAUAGCGAGAGUGUCUAGAAGUUAUCGCGCUGGUCGUGUAAACAGCCUCAAAAUCUCAUCCAGUGCUCUUCCAGUGUCCCGAGAACAAGGAAAAAUCGCCUUUUUGCGUUUCCCCACGGCGCCGCGAGGGGCGCCCCCAUCCAGAAUGUCAAUACGCACAAGGAAGAGGAUUUAAGUGGAGGAAAAGCAGAGAUUUUCGCUUGAAAAUGAUGAAGUGGUGACGGCGCGAUGGAGGCGAGCGGGGAGACGGCCACCCUGCGGCAGGGCCAGAGUGGCCAGGCUGUGAUGAGGUCAAGGCCGAGCAGCCUGCUGGGGCCCGAGAGGGAGCCCGUGAAUUUCAAUGUGAGCCUCGUUGGGGCGCCGCCAGAAGUGGAGCAGCUUGUGGAGCACAUAAAGCAAGUUGCUGAGCAAUUUCUCUAUCACUGGAAGACAUUUCCAAUUGUUCUGCCCAGUCCGCUAUGCGGCGGCAACAGUACAUCGUCCGCGUCCUCUAAUGGGAAUAGGAAAUCACGUCCGAUAAAUCUGCGUGACUUGUUCGUGGCACCGCCUUUCGAUGAGUUGGACGCCGUGGCGGCCGAUGGCAGCGGCGAGCCGAGGAGAUUGACCAACAAUCAGCUGAAAUCACUGCGAGAAAGAGGCUUGCAAAAGGAUAAAUUUGGGAAACCGAAGAAGCUAAGUUUGGAGCAAUUGGAAACGAUACGCUCGACAGGGGAGUUUGAAGUGGCGAGCUUGAAUUUUCCCGGUCAAGUGCAUCGCUGGCGGCUUUCGCAGCUGCUGCAGAAGGGCUGCGAGCGUGCCCACGAUUCUCUACUCAGCGAUUUGGCACUUGCGGCACGUUUCAUUGUGGUGACGGCCAAGUCACGUCUUACGGGGCACUUUUUCAGCGUAGCGCAGGGCGCGCGGGCGUUCUUUGACGGGCUGAUCAAGAUACUGGACAUGCUCGUCGGGGUGCCGUCGCUGAUGGCACACAAUCUCGAUUACAAGAUUAAGGAGGAGCGCUGUCGCUUCCUGGUGGCGGAACUUGUGUGCCGGCCAGAGUAUGAGGAUUGUAUGGAUUCACUGACGACUUAUGUGAGACACCAACUGAGGCGGGCGACAAUGGAGAAGUUCGAAGUGGAGUGCGACACGAAUGCGCAACCUAUUCCGUAUCUCUUCCUCACGCCAAAGGGCCAGGAGAUUGACUUGAGGCUGUUCUCGCGCGAUAUCAUGAGAAAGACGCUGCCAAUACUGAUUGGCAUCCUCGAGAGGGAGACGCGCGGGUGGUUUCUGCACUUUCGUGAGCGUCUCAUUGCCGAGAUGAGGGAGAAGAAGAUGCCCGACGAGGAGAUUGAAGAGGAAGUGAACGAGGCGGUGAUGAAGGAAUACUUGCAGCGCGUGUACAGCUCUAUCCUGUCCAACACAGAUCUUGAGGAUCUGGGCGUUGGCGUGCCGCAAUUGCUGGUGCAGCAGGCUCAAUCUGUGGUGAUCAUGCACAAGGCAGUGGAGAAGAUUCAGCGCGAGUUGAAGCACUGUCGCGAGGAGCAGCAGAAGAAUCUCACGGAAGUUCAUCCAGUGCUGUCUCGUGUUGCUCCGUGGCUGCGCUCGCGCUUGUCCUCUGCCGAGCUGUCAAAGCUCACCAAGACCACAUGGUCAGCUCACGAAGAGGCACUGAAGGGCUGCUCAAAGCACAAUCUUCAGCAGACGGCGUACUUCCUCAACCGCGACAUGGUGUUUAUGAAGGAGCGCGAGCCGGUGCUGCUGAAGGAGUUGCGGAACGCCAAGACCCCCACGAGGAACUUCCAGUGGCCGUGCAGAAUUUGGGCGCCACAAUCGUGGAUUAUCAGAAGGAACUUCCAGGGACAGUCAGAAGUGAUUCCUACGGUGAUUUGCCAGCAAGCCACGUCCAUUGUCACGCCACGCAGUGACCCAAGCCAGCCAGUAUUCCUCGUGGAGAAGGAGAUCAAUCGCACCACGAGCACGCGCUGGCCUCUGUGGCGUCUGCUGAAUCUGAUUCAGCGCACGUGGUGCUGGACGUGGAACAUGAUGUUCCUCCUGGGCAUCGUGGUGCCGUGGUGCAGUCCUCUGGGAUUGCGAGCGUUGUUCUGCAUGAAACCAUUCAUGCACGAUCUGGAAUUGUCACAGAUUAAUGGCACACUCUUUCCACGGAAGACGAGCAUCACGCAGACAAUGGCGUCUCGUUUGUUGGAGCUCUGGAGACACAUAUCAAAGGCACGAACACACUUUGAGACAGAACCGGACACGGGCUUCAUCGGGAAAGGCAUGACAAGACACAUGAAUCGUGUGUGGAAUUAUGUACUGAAAGGCUUCCUUGGGACACUCCUCAUUAUCUUUAUCUUCCCGCUAUUGUGCAUCCUCGUCAGCCUCGCGAGUAUUGCUGGUGCAAUCACAGCUCCACUUUGGGUGCCAAUAGUGACACUGCUUCUGCACAUUUACAUGAUGCUUAUCUACGAUUUGGACUGUCCGGAGUCGUCGAGGAAUCGCUACUGUGUUCUUCUGGAGGCUGUUGUGUGGAAUAUUGUUGUGCAAGGUUGCUUUCAGCCGCUGCUGGCCGUCUUAGUGGCCACUUGCAUCUGUCCGCUGACUUCUGUGGCCGUUCUCUGCGUCGGUCUGACACGCUACUGGCUGAGACUUCUCUGGGAUUCCAUGACAUUUCACCUGUUCAUCAAGAAGUGCGGUCGCGUGCCAGCGAGUGACAGUCUGGCUGUGCGUCGCAUUGCUGGACCGGGAUUGGCAUUGGAUUACUACUUUGUCAUCAAGCCCGAACAAGCACUAGCGGCAUUUGAGGCGAAGAUGGAGAUGGAAGAGCUGAAUGCCUUCGAAUUCGCCAUGGAAGCAGUGAUAAUGCAGCCUCAGAAGGACUUCAGUCAGUUUGUGAAGGCUUGCUUUGGACCAUUUUCAGCGGAGCUGUCCAAAACGGGUCCUUAUCGGAAUCUUGAGCGUGAGAGCAACGAUCUGAUUGCCUCACUGCGAGAGAAGCUAGAGAAGAGACGCAGAGAUUUGCAGACUGGCCUCACGCCGGCCGUGAAGGCGAAGAUCAAGAUGACAACGAUGGAUCUGAAGAUUGCCAUUCAGCAAGGAGCUCAUUUGCUGGAGAGAUUCUAUCCAAGCCAUGUUUUGCCGCACUUGUCGCUGUCUGAGGAUGAAUUUUGGGAGACGAAAGGCAUAUCGCAUGGAGAUUGGGCAGGAUUAGCGGGUGUACACUAUGUGGAGAUCUUUAGUCUGGACUUUCUCACGCCCGCCGGUGAUUCGGAGACACAGUUCAAGCUGGAGGCUCAUCAGCAGCUCGAUCUGUCGCGCUACAGCGAAAUGGUACAAAAUGCUAGCGAUAUCAUGGGUGUGAAUGGACCGGAUUUGCUGGGCAAUGUCUAUGCUCCGCGCGGGAAUAUCCAAGUGCACUCGCCAUAUCUCGAGGUGUCGGCUUUCAAUCCACGCUCCAGGAUCACAAUGAACUUCCGGAAGGCGGAGAAGCGACAUGACAAUAUUCCAUCGGGUUUGACCACACCGCGAGUGCGCGCACGGCGGCAACAGCCGGUGAGCAACACCAAUCCGCCAUGGCGGCCGUGGAAGAGGAAACACGGCGAGUUGAAUCCGGCUGAGAAGCUGCUUAUCCCACUUCCAAUUCCACAUCCAGUGCAUAUUGCCAUCGCCAUCCACAAUAGGGACUCUGAACAACCCAUUCCUCUGGACUCAGAGCUCUGCUGGGAGAUUCUUCGCGCCAUCGAGGACUGCCAAGGCGAUUUGCAAGCCGUGAGUGCGAUCGCACGUUUCCGCGGCGGUGUGGCGGACUCGAGCUUGGACUCGCUGGGAUCGCAGACGUCGGAGGACAGCAAUGAGUCGCGGGAGAGCAUCGCAGCCGUGACGGGAGCAGCACUGGGCACGACGGAGACACUGCCAUGCGGCACGACAGCCGUGCAGACGACGCAGUCGGACAACAAUUGCUUCCACUGGACGCUGAGCAACUGGGGCGCGGCGCAGGCGGCCAAGCGUCGCAACACUUCCGGCACCGUGCGCGUGGACCUGGCCAGUCCGGAGGACAUCUCGCUGGACACUGAUAGUUCCAGAGCGAUGUACAGUGGCGGCGCGUAUGGCACGAACGUGUAAUCCAAUUGCGCGCGGGAUUUGUCUGUGCACACAUUUAUCGUUUCUCUUCUUUUGCGUUUCUGUGUGAUAAUUGUCUUGAAAAGGAUUAAUUUCUCUCUACAGAGUUCAAUUAUUUGGUAUAUUUAGGGGUUUAAGUGAUGGAGGUGUUGAAAACAGCGCAAUCCGCCCAAUUUAUUUGGUUUCUUUUGCACACAACUUUCUCACCCGCAAUAACGGAUUUCUAAAGAGGAUUUAUUGAUUAAGGAGGCAAGUUUAUAGUAGUAAAAUCUAGUCUAAAUUGCAUACAAGAGUAGAAAAAAUCAUAAAAUGAAUAUCAAGAUGAUUUACAAAAAGUGUUUACACAUUUUAGAGCUAUAAUAUUACUUAUAUUUCAUAUACAAUUACAACUAGACGUAAUCUAUUAAUAUAUUAUAUAUAUAUAGUCUGUAAUUGACAACGUAAAACUUACCCAACACCAAAAAAGUGAGACAUAAAACAUGAACAAAUAUUGACGAAAUAAAACCAUUCAUGCUCUCUAUUCUGCACAUCAUAAAAUAUUCCUUCGAAGUUGUUUGCAAAACACGUAGAAUUAAAUGUAGAAUAGGAAGUAAAAUUGACUAGAAUUGUCAGCAAUUAUUCGAAUCUACCUGAUAAAAAAGAAGCCUAGAAUUAAACUAUUAUGAGUUAAGGAAUUUUUGCACAAUUUAUCUCUGGAUGAAAAAUAAUACAUUCUCAUUGCGACAUUACCGUGAAAAAAAGGACAAAUUUUUUUCUUGAAGAAAAUGAAAAAUCCAAGCAAAGUGUUUCAAAUGCUAGUCAAUGAAGGAAACUCGUUUAACUAGAAAUCUACAUGAUAUUUCCGUUUUUUUGUAGAAUUGGCGAGAGCCCAGACAAAAUGUAAUGAAUAAAA
Phlebotomus argentipes is the source of this 5134-nucleotide messenger RNA. RefSeq lists its product as uncharacterized. The transcript has 10 exons. The record is from RefSeq and is a predicted model, not a curated record. The coding region runs from base 373 to 4245 and encodes 1290 amino acids. Lineage: Eukaryota; Metazoa; Arthropoda; Insecta; Diptera; Psychodidae.